AUGACGAUCUCAUCCACUAUCCACACUGUGCGCAACGCGUUUCUGAUCUACAUCUUCACCUUGCCUGCCAUCGCAUUCGCCUACAUCUCACUCUGGGAGUUCUUUAAAAUCUUCUAUUUCCUGAUACUCUCCUCAACGAUCAUCAAAAUCAAAUUCAGCAUCUGGACGCUCAUUUGUGUCUUCCGUUUGACUCUUUUCCUCACUGCGUCCGCCCUCGACGCCAAGCUCACCCUGGCAUGUCGCCUCAAUCCGUCAACCCAGCCACGACCCGACUUCCGGCUACGGGCCAUCAAAAUGGAAAGAUUACGGCGGACGGCGGUGGGCCAGCCUUGGACGUAUGCUACAGUGCUGGGCUAUUGGCGCAUGCGCAUACCCGCAUUCCUACUCGUCGGCAUCAUGGCUUUGGCAAUGCUACUCUCGGUGAGCUCAGGCAUGUGGUUCUGGGCAUGGGUGCCUCUGUUAUCGAUGCUGCGAUUCCUGAUAUCGGCGGUUUACAUGUGCUAUUUGCGCUGGAUCGGCUGCCCUGCGCUGGAUAAAGAAUACACGCGGAUGCUGGCUUUACGGCGAAGUGCACUGGACAGUGUAACGAUAGAUUGGUUGGAUUGGCUACUCAACGCCGUGAUUGGGGAGGAUGGGCCUACUCAAGAGCAGAUUAUGCAGCUAGAGGAUGAUUGGAAAGAGCUGGAGACUCGGCUUGUUAACUCACGUGUGGAACUGGAGGACCUCCGGCACCGGCUCGUGGAGAGCGAGGAGGCGCGCAGCGGAACAUACGAAGAAUCUGACGAGAUGAAACAGCUGGCGGAGAGAGUGAAGGUCGUUGACGAGACACUCUGGCUUAUAGAGGAGGAAAUCCGGAACCACAUCGAAUAA
This is a messenger RNA of Mytilinidion resinicola, 870 nucleotides long. RefSeq lists its product as uncharacterized. The coding region runs from base 1 to 870 and encodes 289 amino acids. NCBI's taxonomy places the organism in Eukaryota, Fungi, Ascomycota, Dothideomycetes, Mytilinidiales, Mytilinidiaceae. The transcript has a single exon. The record is from RefSeq and is a predicted model, not a curated record.